This is a messenger RNA of Suillus clintonianus, 419 nucleotides long. RefSeq lists its product as uncharacterized. The coding region runs from base 37 to 279 and encodes 80 amino acids. The record is from RefSeq and is a predicted model, not a curated record. Lineage: Eukaryota; Fungi; Basidiomycota; Agaricomycetes; Boletales; Suillaceae. The transcript is spliced from 2 exons.
CUUUGACUUGGGAAUUCAUGUUUGCGUCCUCGUUCAAUGGCAGCCAUGUAUCGUAAAGACUUCCUAGCUCUCAAGUUGCUCAUAUAUUCUGACUUUUGUUCGAGCUGGUCGCUGUCACUCUUUCAUUUGUUGUAUCGUCCACUGCAAAGUUUAGCUAUCUCAUACCUGUCAUGCUCUCGCGAACCGUCUCCUCGGCACUGUCAGUUCAAUCGGAAGUACUUUAUGAUAUUCAAUUGCGUGCUAAAUGAGUGGUACGACUCAGUGCAGCAGCAUGAGUAGCUGCCAGAAGCUUCACAGGAUACUCCGAGUCUCACAUAACCUUGCCGUGCCACUUUUGCUGAUGUAGGUUCUCCCGCUAACUCUAGCCUGAUCAUCCCAGCGUCUAUUGUGCCGAAGAGCCCUCGACACCGUGGAAAUAC